AGCGUGAAUUUCACGGCGAGAAAUGGUAUUUCAUCCUGUUGGAGCCAAUUUGGGUCCCUAAAGGGAGUCUGGAGGGGAACGGCGUGAAGGCCGACAGAUUCGCGGUCUGUGACCAUCCCGACUUCCGGUUCAAACCCACGCCAUAUCGCGAGGAAGCUACGGCCAAACCAUCUAGCGCCAGCACGGCUGAAACUUCAUAUUUCAUCUCCAGUGAUGAGGGGGAAGGGGAGACCGAAGCGACGCCAUCAGCUGGCUCGGAAGAGGAGCAAGGUCAGGCUACAGUACUGAAGCUAGGACGACAAGAGGAAAUAUCUGCAUCAGGCGCUCUUCGUGAAGUCCACAUUUCAGGGAGGCGACGGUAA
Messenger RNA from Cladophialophora immunda, 362 nucleotides. RefSeq lists its product as uncharacterized. The transcript has a single exon. Lineage: Eukaryota; Fungi; Ascomycota; Eurotiomycetes; Chaetothyriales; Herpotrichiellaceae. The annotation marks the transcript as partial. The record is from RefSeq and is a predicted model, not a curated record.